AUGUCUGAUCUCUCGUCGCAGCUUUCGGCAUUCAAGUCACGAAUCAGAAGCGGGCCUUCUGUGGCAGUCAGAAGAGCAGUCACCCCAAAACCGAGCCAGUCCACUGAAGCGCAGCAAAAUGGGAAUCUGACUACCAGUUAUGAAAAUAACGACAAGAAACGCUUUGCUCAGGACUCAUCUUUUUCGGGCAAAAAGCAUAAGCUGAACAUCAGCAUGUCUGGGUCACACCUCUCGACAAGGCUCCACUUGGCUGUGGAGUAUAUAAAGCAGCAGGACAAGCCAGUUCCCGUGGGUCAGUUGGAAAGUUACUUGGGUACAGACGUGGCGGAGGCGCUUCUCCCGUUGUUGAAGGAGAUUGACCGGAUCAAGUACGACCAAGGGACGAACACGUUGGAGUACAUGUCGUUGCACAAUAUACGCAACGCCGACGAUUUGCUCAACUUCCUUCGUCUGCAGCCAACGUUCAAGGGAAUCCCCGUUAAGGAACUCAAGGACGGCUGGUCCGGGUGUAUGGAUGCAAUACAAAGCCUUGAGGAGAGCAACCAGAUCUUGGUGCUCAGAAACAAAAAGGAAAAUGCCCCCCGACUUGUGUGGGCGAAUUUGGGCGGGGAAAUUGGGACGUUGGACGACGAGUUUGUUGAUAUGUGGAACAAGAUAAAGAUUCCUGAGCCAGACAACUUGUACCAGGCGUUGGUUGACCAGUCAUUGAAGCCCACUGGCGCAGAUCCAAAUGUUGCGAAGAAGAAACCUAAGCAACAAGAGAAGAAGCAGAAGAAAGCCAGAAGAGGCAAGAUCACAAACACCCACAUGAAGGGUAUAUUGAAGGAUUACUCUCAGCUUGUUUAA
Molecule: messenger RNA, 846 nt
Organism: Candidozyma auris
Lineage: Eukaryota; Fungi; Ascomycota; Pichiomycetes; Serinales; Metschnikowiaceae
Product: transcription factor TFIIE subunit TFA2
Exons: 1
Coding region: 1-846 (281 amino acids)
Biological process (GO): transcription initiation at RNA polymerase II promoter
Cellular component (GO): transcription factor TFIIE complex
Source: RefSeq, a predicted model, not a curated record